Messenger RNA from Solea senegalensis (Senegalese sole), 1596 nucleotides. Its product is annotated as vitellogenin-like. Gene Ontology annotation, molecular function: lipid carrier activity. The record is from RefSeq and is a predicted model, not a curated record. The coding region runs from base 4 to 1596 and encodes 530 amino acids. NCBI's taxonomy places the organism in Eukaryota, Metazoa, Chordata, Actinopteri, Pleuronectiformes, Soleidae. The transcript has 12 exons. Gene Ontology annotation, biological process: lipid transport.
AAAAUGGACAAACCAGCCAGGGCUGUAAGCAUACAAAUGAAGAACAUCAAAGUGUGUGAUUGUUCUCAGGUGGAACCAAAUCUUUGUGACUCAAGUUGUGCUGGAUUUCCUACCCCUGAUCUAUCCUUUCAGAGAGGGGUGAGGUAUACUUACAGAUAUAGCACAACAAUUACCACCACCCUUUAUGGCUCUAAUGCUGGCAGGAAUGGACUGGCUUUGGACUGUGUGGUUGAUAUCAAUGUGGUGACGAAGUGUCACCUUAUGAUGCAGAUUAGGAAUCCACAGAUUAAGAGGCUUUCCCCUCAGAAGGAGCACUCUGUGCAGCGCUUAAAAAGUCUGAGGGAGUCACUGGAGAGGACGCGCCUCAAGUUCUCCCUCCAGGGGGGAAAGGUCACGGCUCUGUGUCUCCAGGAAGGGGAGCAGGUGUGGGCCCUAAACAUUAAAAGAGCUAUACUGAGCAUGCUCCAGACCUCCCACAUGUCUGCCAAACAGGAGUUAAGAAAGGAGACAGAUGUGUACGGGAUGUGCACCAGCAGGUAUGAGAGGCGAGGCCCUGUCCUGCUGAAGACCAGGGAUCUAAAACAGUGUCAUGAGUCCAGGAUGGCAAACCUCUGGCCUCAUUCUGUAGCUUUGACUGAAGAUACAUCAGUGCAGUCCGAACUGCAUUGUGUUCAGCGACAUGGAUCUACUGUGAUGGAGGAGGUCAACUGUACGGAAGCCUCUUCCAUGGCACUGUGGUCCAGUAAUGCAGGGUUGGUGAGGACAAAGACGGUGUCAAUGCUCCUUCUGCUCAGAGCCCAGCCAGGAUCUCCUUCAGGAGCAGAUUCUUUGAGUCAUAGUGUGCAAACACACCUGAUGUUUGAGGAGGAGGGAAGAGCACAACCAGGAAAAUCCAGGUUGUCAACCCCACAACAAGCCCGUCAGACUCUCAGGAUGUUAUGUAGCCUCACCUCAAACCCACAACAGGUGUCACAGGAGUUCCUGCACCUGGCUUUUCUACUGAAACAUCUGACUCUCCCUCAACUCAAGACUCUCUGGGAAGAAGCAUCUUUCAAGUGUCGCAACGACUGGCAGCCAUUGUUAGAGGCAUUACCAGUGUGUGGCUCUGAAAACUGCAUCGUGCUACUGACUGACCUAAUGAGAAACAGAGAGCUGGAGGAGGAACAGGCUCACACCUUCCUCACCACCAUCACCCUCAUCCCUCAUCCGUCCCCAAAGACCAUCAACUCCAUCAAUACCUUACUCGAGGUCCCAGAGUUGUGGACCAAAGCCUUGUUGGCUGGAUCGUCUUUGGUCCAUCAGCUGUGCCACAAGUCCCGAAUCUCCUGCAGUGAACUCCCCCCUGUACAGACCCUCAUGCAGACACUAGAGGAAACACUCAGGGAAGGCUGCGAGGGAAGAGAACACGCUCGAGUUUUGUAUGCACUGAAGGCAGUGGGAAACACUGGUCUGUCUGCUCCAGCCUUAACUCCCCUGCUGAAGCGCUGUGCACUCACUCACUCAACAGCACUUGAGCUGAGACUUGCUGCCAUUCAAGCCUUCAGACGUUUGCCAUCGAGUUGCGUUUCGCAGGCGAAUUGCAGUCUGGGACUUUAA